UCCGUGUUGUCUGGUGUAUGGUGGGAAAGAGCGGAGUGCUGCACAUAAAUGAAAAGGGGGGCCGGGAAUAAAAAUAUAAAUUGCGCAUAUGUGGAGUGAGAAAUGUCUACAAAGCAAGUCACCUGCAGAUAUUUUAUUCAUGGCGUUUGUCGAGAGGGGAACAGAUGCAUGUUCUCACACGAUCUGGCAACCAGCAAACCCUCAACAAUAUGUAAAUUUUACCAGAGAGGCAUGUGUGCGUAUGGUGACCGUUGCAGAUAUGACCACAUCAAACCUGGUGGACGGGGAGGUGGACCGCCUGUGGAGCACACAAACCGAGCCAGUAGUGCGGGAGCAUCCGUCCCAGGACCAGGGCCUCCACCAAGUACAGGCAGAAGUACUAAGAAAGCGAUAGUGCUGAGAGACAGAGCUUUGGCCAGUGACAGUAGAGGCCAGCCUUACAGUGGAGAAAGUGCAGAGGUUCUGGAUUGUUGGGACUACAGAGACAGCUCUCAGGCCAAACCUCACACCUACCUGGAUGCCAUCCGUUCAGGUCUGGAGAGUUCAGCCACAGCCAGCCCUUACCCUGACGUGUCCCACCAGCCACAGCUCUGUCCUUACGCCGCUGCUGGUCAGUGUCACUAUGGCAACACUUGCCCGUAUCUCCAUGGCGACAUGUGUGAGAUUUGCAGGUUGCAGGUUUUACAUCCUCAUGACCCAGAGCAGAGGGCAGCACAUGAGAAGAUGUGUAUGAUGGCCUUUGAGAUGGACAUGGAAAAGGCUUUUGCAGUGCAGCAUAGCCAGGACAAGGUGUGCAGCAUCUGCAUGGAGGUGGUGUAUGAGAAGGCGUCUCCGUCCGAGCGGCGUUUCGGCAUCCUGUCUAGCUGCUGCCAUACCUACUGCCUGAGCUGCAUCCGGCAGUGGCGCUGCGCAAAGCAGUUUGAGAACAAGAUCAUCAAGUCUUGUCCAGAAUGCCGAGUGGUGUCAGAGUUUGUUAUUCCCAGUAUCUACUGGGUGGAAGAUCAGGAAGAGAAGAACCGUCUCAUUGAAGAGUUUAAAUCUGGAGUCAGCAAGAAGCCCUGCAAGUACUUUGACCAGGGGAGGGGAACGUGUCCGUUUGGAGGGAAAUGUUUCUACAUGCAUGCCUACCCUGAUGGGACACGAGCCGAACCAGACAAACCUCGAAAGCAACUCAGCUCAGAGGGGAAUGUUCGGUUUCUCAAUUCUGUCCGGCUGUGGGACUUCAUUGAGGAACGCGAGCAUCGCGGAGUUCCGCAGUACGAAGAUGAAGUCAACGAACUGGGAGAACUCUUCAUGCAGCUGUCUGCAGCUGGAGAGGACAGCGGACCCUCAGCAUCCCACUAAUUUCACACAUACAGAUCCAGACCUGUAGGCCGACCUCGGAAACCAUGGUUUCAUAUCUUUGGUAACUGUGUACAUUAUCUGGGCAAUAAAAAUGUACUCACUGGUAAAGCUUUUCCUGUUUAUGGUUUGAGGUGUUUUUCAUAAAAAAAAAAAAAAAUCUUUUUACCUGUGGUACAUUUUUGUGGAAUGACAUAUAGUAUAUGAAUAUGACAAUAUUUAAAGGCACCUGUAUUGUUUCUGUAAGCUGCUAUGUUUUCCUGAUACGUGUUAGAAUCUUGCUGGAUUAAAAAGAUUUUUAAUGCGUCCACAGAAAACAUGAAAAAAAGGGACUGGCACAUUAUGAAUGCACUCAAGUAGUGUGUGAAGUAUAAUGAGUAUGACGAAUAUUGUGUAUUUAAAAAAAAAAAAAACAUAUAUACUGUAAUUGUUGCACUUAGAUCCGUUUAUGAAGAGGCGACUUCUCUACUAUUUUUUGGGGAAAAAUGCAAUAUUGGAAGAAAAAAAAAGAUCCAUUUUCUUGUAACUGCUCAUUCCUUACCUAUUACUUCGGUAAAUGUUUUUAGGACUGCUUAGAUAUAAUUACAUCCUCCUGAACACAACAGGAAUAGUAAUACUGAACUUUAUCCCAUCUAGUGUACACUUGAACUGAAGGUACCUGAUGAGGCUCAUAUUGUUCUGUUCUAUGAAUUGUCUUGUUGAGUGAAGCUGGUGAGACUGUAAUAAAAUAGCAGUGAUUCA
This is a messenger RNA of Colossoma macropomum (tambaqui), 2082 nucleotides long. It is a transcript of the gene mkrn2, whose product is annotated as makorin, ring finger protein, 2. The transcript has 8 exons. Gene Ontology annotation, molecular function: metal ion binding; ubiquitin protein ligase activity. Gene Ontology annotation, biological process: protein polyubiquitination. NCBI's taxonomy places the organism in Eukaryota, Metazoa, Chordata, Actinopteri, Characiformes, Serrasalmidae. The coding region runs from base 103 to 1344 and encodes 413 amino acids. The record is from RefSeq and is a predicted model, not a curated record.